AUGCUGCGGUUUCCCCCUGCCUCGCCGCAGUCUGCGCGGCUGCUGAUGGUAAUUGUGGUGGCGGUGUGUUGUGGCUGCAGCUGCGUUGCUGCGGGCCCGGUGUCGUACCCGUGCAGCUUCGAUGAGGUGAUGCGGGGUGAGAAGUUGUUGUUUGCCGCGGUGGUGAAAGUCGUCCCUUCGGCAGGCGAGCCUCAGUCGGAGACGUACGUUGUCGUGAAGGAAGAGUGGGCGCCGAUCCGCAUUGUGGCGUCAAUGAAGGACCUGGAGGAUAAUAACAAGCAUUGCGGGUCGCCUAUGCUUAACAGACCGAAUUUGCGUGGCGGAACUGUCAGCUGUUCACAAGAAGACGUUUUAACUCGAAAUGGCAAGAAAGAAAUACUCACCAGCGCCAUUAAUGUCGCCAUCAAACUGCACGCGGACCGUCUUCUUGUCCAGCCGCUGAAGGGUCCGUUGAAGGUGCCAGACUUCCCCAGUGGCAGCAUUUGCGGGCAGUUCACGGUGCCUCCUGAGCACAAUUCCAAGGGCGUUGACAAUGCUGACAUGGUGCUGUAUGUGGCGGCUGCGCCGGGCGGUGUGUGGGCGUUGCCGUGCGCCACGCUGGAGAACGGCCGCCCAAUCGUUGGGGUUGUGAACUUUGGCCCGGCGGAUUUGCGUUUUCUCCGGCUCGCCACCCGCAUCGCUGCGCACGAGAUCGCCCAUGCCUUGGGGUUCGACUACGGGAAGAUGGUGGCGAGCCGCAUGGUGACGAAUGUGACCAGCGUGCGUGGCAGGGCGUUGUCGGUGGUGGUGAACUCGACGAACGCCGCGAUGGCUGCGAGGGAGCACUACAACUGCGACAACAUUCAGGGCAUGGAGCUGUAUGACUUCAAGGGGGACGGGACAACGCUGCAGUCGCACUGGUCACAUCGCAACGCGAAGGACGAGCUGAUGGCUCCGCUCGGGGGUGCCGGCUACUACACGGAGCUGACGCUGGCCGCCUUCGCCGACUUGGGCUACUACAAGGUGAACUGGGCGAUGGCGGAGCCGAUGGGUUGGGGCAGGCAGUCGGGGUGUGACCUGCUGGAAAAGAAGUGCUCUGAACUCGUGAGUAAAUAUCCCAAAAUGUUCUGUCAACGGGGCGGUCCCCACCUGCGCUGCACGUCAGAUCGUUAUUUCAACGGAACGUGCGAUUCGAACAUCAUUGAAAUGUCGCCCAAUGUGCAAACGGACGUGUGCUUAACGGUUGCGGCUUUGGUGCCUACGGAGGACUUUAAUCACGUCUUUAAGCAGGAGCAGCAACAGCGGGGGAAAAAAGGCCCACAAGGUCAAAAAAAGAAGACAGAAAAACUGCCUAAUCCCACGUGGUGCCUGGACAGGAAUCUUCCACCCAAUGAGGAGGCGGAGGAGGAGGAAUACGAACAACCAGAUGCCGUCGUUUACGCAGAGGUGAUGUGUGCCGGAAACGAGGUCAAGCUGAAAACAGGGAGUGGGGUUUUAUGGCAGGCGUGCAAGGCCGGAGAUACAGUCACCGGGAGCCGCACCCCUUUCAAUAACGAGGGCGUCAUCUGCCCUGAACACGCGGAAGUGUGCACGAUAUCCGUUAACGGCAGCAGCCUUCUCCCAGUGGUUAAAUGGAACGGCGAAGAGAAGGUGUGGAAGAGAACGGCCCCUGCAACCCCUGUGGAAAAGCCAGCGCCAGUGCCAGUGCCAGUGCCGUCAGAGGGUGAACCCGACAGCGGCAGCAGUGAGCAGUCUGGACGUCCACCGUCAACGCCUUCUGCUCCUGGCGGUGGAACUGGCAACAACGGUUCGGAAAGCGGCGCCCCGUCGACGGAGCAGGAAUCCAUUCCUGUGGCUCCGCAGGGGGCAGGAAACGGGAGCGAACACCACGAUAACAACCACGGCGCCGCGGGUGGUGUGAGUGCGUUUGGAGAAAAACAGCCAACGAAUGAGGACGCAGCCGACGAGGCGGGUGCCGGUGGAAACGCUGCAGGACUCGACGGCCAUGAUGCGACGGGGGGCGCACCAGGCCCGGUGGAACUUCCGCGGAGGGACGAUGACGAUGCCGCGGUGGGACGCGGUGAUGGCGGGGGAGGCAAGAGGGACGCCUCGUCUCCGACCCACGGUGGUGACACCGUGGCGUCUGCUGGUCUCUCUCCGUUUUUGCUUCUUGCCAUUGUCGCCGCUGCAGCACUUUAUUGA
Molecule: messenger RNA, 2181 nt
Organism: Trypanosoma rangeli
Lineage: Eukaryota; Euglenozoa; Kinetoplastea; Trypanosomatida; Trypanosomatidae
Product: surface protease GP63
Exons: 1
Coding region: 1-2181 (726 amino acids)
Biological process (GO): proteolysis; cell adhesion
Cellular component (GO): membrane; cytoplasm
Molecular function (GO): metalloendopeptidase activity
Source: RefSeq, a predicted model, not a curated record